AAAUUCAAUGCCGCUGCUGAGAAGGUAAAAACCUUUACCAAACGCCCCACCGAUGAGGAGUUGCUGCAGUUGUAUGCGCUCUUUAAACAGGCCACCGUCGGUGACAACAACACAUCCAAGCCAGGUAUGCUGGACUUAAAGGGCAAGGCCAAAUGGGAAUGGUGGAAUAAGCAGAAAGGCAAGUCGCAAAAUGUCGCCAAACAGGAGUAUAUCGAAUACGUGGAGAAGUUGUCAGCAUCGUAUCUGUGAUCAAGUAGACGGCGCUUGGUUGGUAUUUUUUGUUGUUGUAAUUUUCUUUUAUUUUAAUCUAAGUAAACUUUUUCUACAAAAUUUUUUAAAAAUGAUUAUCAUUAGUCUUAGGCAAGCCUUUUAAAACUUAAGAUUUGGCUCAAAUUCGGAAAAUUUAAAACAUCAGCUAAUCGUAUAGAGCUAAAUAAAUAUGAAUUU
Molecule: messenger RNA, 447 nt
Organism: Rhagoletis zephyria (snowberry fruit fly)
Lineage: Eukaryota; Metazoa; Arthropoda; Insecta; Diptera; Tephritidae
Product: acyl-CoA-binding protein homolog
Biological process (GO): fatty acid metabolic process
Molecular function (GO): fatty-acyl-CoA binding
Source: RefSeq, a predicted model, not a curated record